CCCAGCAUCCCAGUGACGCAGGAACGAAAGAAAAAAACAACACCGGAGCAGCAGCACCAGGACACUGAUCCCACCAAAAAUCCGCAGCUCCCAGGAUUCAGCCUUAGGACCACAGGACGCCUGAUAGUGACCGGCAGGACCAGCAUCAGGUGGAUCAGGACCAAGGACAGCAGCCUCUGCCAGAGCAAGGCCUGAAUUAUGACCAGGGAGGACCCCCCAGAUUGUGCGCCCGAGGAGAACCAGCGUCCCAUUGAUUUCCAGAGUCCAAUCCUAGAAAAACGGAAAAGACCAGUGGUUCACCCCUCAGCCCCGGCUCCUCUCCCUAAGGAUUAUGCUUUCACAUUCUUCGAUCCCAAUGACCCUGCGUGCCAGGAAAUCUUGUUGGACCCCCAAACUAGUAUUCCUGAACUCUUUGCAAUUAUCAGGCAAUGGGUGCCACAGGUCCAGCACAAGGUAGAUGUGAUCGGCAGUGAGAUCUUGAAAAGGGGCUGUCAUGUGAAUGACAGGGAUGGGCUCACAGACAUGACGUUAUUACACUAUGCGUGUAAAGCUGGGGCACAUGGUGUAGGAGACCCCGCGUCCGCUGUACGACUAACCAAUCAGCUUCUCCUGCUGGGAGCAGACGUGACCCUGCGCAGCCGCUGGACGAACAUGAACGCCUUGCACUACGCUGCUUAUUUCGACGUUCCCGAACUGCUACGCAUCUUACUGAAAGCAUCAAAGCCCAAAGUGCUCCAUUCCACCUGCAGCGACUUCAACCAUGGAACCGCUCUGCACAUUGCGGCCUCUAACCUAUGUCUGGGGGCUGUGAAAUGUCUCCUGGAACACGGAGCCAACCCCUCAGUGAGGAACAGUAAAGGCCAGGUUCCUGCUGAAGUGGUUCCUGACCCUAUGGACAUGGGACUAGACAAGGCUGAGUCAGCCAUGAUCGCAAAGGAACUGAAGCAGCUUCUUCAAGACGCUGUGCCUUUGACUUGCAACCUGCCCAAGGUCACACUGCCAAACUACGACAACAUCCCUGGUAACCUGAUGCUGGCGUCUCUUGGGCUGCGGCUAGGUGACCGGGUACUGCUGGACGCGGAAAAGGCUGGUACUCUACGGUUCUGUGGCACAACCGAAUUUGCCAGCGGUCAGUGGGUGGGAGUGGAGCUGGAUGAGCCAGAUGGAAAGAACGACGGCAAUGUGGGAGGCAUCCGCUACUUUAUCUGUCCCCCCAAACAUGGAAUUUUUGCUUCAGUGUCUAAAAUCAGUAAGGCUCCAGAUCAUACACCCUCCUCCGUCACCUCAACACCAAAGACCCCGCGAAUGGAUUUCUCCAGAGUCACCGGCAAAGGGAAGAAAGAGAAAAAAGCAACGCAGAAGAAGUCCGUCAGCGUUGGCAGCUUAGACAAAGAGGGGCUCAACAUUGACCUGGGGGACCAGGUGCUCGUAGCUGGGCAGAAACAGGGAGUGGUGCGCUUCUAUGGCAAGACAGACUUUGCGCCAGGAUACUGGUUCGGAGUUGAGUUAGAAAAGCCUACAGGAAAACAUGAUGGGUCAGUGUUCGGGGUCCGGUAUUUUACCUGCUACCCAAAAUAUGGAGUAUUUGCUCCACCCUCCAGGGUUCAGAGAAUUGGUGGCCCGAAAGAGCCUCAAGUGGAGAGCAAUGGUGUGAAAAAGGUUCACCAAGUUACUAUGUCACAGCCAAAGCGUAACUUCAACACAGUGCGGACACCGAAAGAACUUGCAUCGGAAAAUUCCCUCUCCAGGUUGCUGUUUUGCUGUUGGUUUCCCUGGCUGCUUCGGGCUGAGAUGCAAUCUUAACCCUUUCUCCCAAUCAGCCCUGCAUCUUCUAAAACCCUGUCAUUUGGAGCCACAGACUUCCGCCUCCUUCUGUCUGUGUCUGCAUCCCUUGACUCCCCAGUGCCUUGUCUAAUGUUCCUCUGAAACAGGGGCCCCUCUGUGUGUCACUGUCUGAUUCAGUGCAAAAAUAAAUUUCCGGAGGAGGGGGUAAGAAAGUUCCUGCUUCAUACCAGUGAAGGUUUUACUUGCUUCCUUUCUUAACAGAACCUUCAACUGGACACCAAAUGUAGGAACCUACAACGCUAUCCAAGCUUUCUCUAGCUGCCAUUCAUUUUCUAGAGGAAAUAUUAUAACAUGUCAUGGGCCUUUAAUGUCUAAAAACUCCACGAUAAUGUCCACAAUACUACUAAAAGUCAACCGACAUCAACUAACUGGUUCAAUCACCCAUCAAGAUCAUACGAGGCUUGGCCUAAUCUCAAGUACUAGUUGCAGCCCAUGACUAGCAAUUGGUAAUGUCACCUAGGCCAACAACGGUCCACCACAUCUUAUCCUACCUUCAUAAU
This is a messenger RNA of Bufo bufo (common toad), 2345 nucleotides long. It is a transcript of the gene CLIP3, whose product is annotated as CAP-Gly domain containing linker protein 3. Gene Ontology annotation, biological process: cytoplasmic microtubule organization. Gene Ontology annotation, molecular function: microtubule plus-end binding. The coding region runs from base 199 to 1803 and encodes 534 amino acids. Lineage: Eukaryota; Metazoa; Chordata; Amphibia; Anura; Bufonidae. The record is from RefSeq and is a predicted model, not a curated record. Gene Ontology annotation, cellular component: nucleus; cytoplasm; microtubule plus-end. The transcript is spliced from 14 exons.